Molecule: messenger RNA, 610 nt
Organism: Racocetra fulgida
Lineage: Eukaryota; Fungi; Glomeromycota; Glomeromycetes; Diversisporales; Gigasporaceae
Source: the annotation of a GenBank genome assembly
UCUGAUGAUGAACUGAAUCCUAUUGAUUUGACCAAUAUGAUUGAUACAUUUGAAAAGUUUUUCGAUUUUGAAGGUGCAGUUGAUCCAACUGAAUUUUUAAGAAUAAUGAGACAAACUUUGGGCAUUUCUGAGCAAGAGUAUAGGGAAUUGGCAAAUGAAAAGAUAAGGCAGGAAUCUGAUCAGAUUACAAGUAUGUUAGGAGAGCUUAUGGAUCAAUCAAAAUCAAUAUCUUCACAACAAUUCUUAUCAUCUGACAUUUCUGAAUCAUCAUCACGUGGAAAGAUGAAAGAGUCAAACAACGACAUUGACAUGGAUGCAUACAUGCGGGCACUAGAUGCUGAAUUAUCGUUAUCAAAAAUUUCUGGAUCAUUUAUAAAAACGCCUCAAGAGGCUUUGAAUCAACCACUAUCGGAGGAUAAAAUAAACAAUUAUGAAUAUGAUGAUGAUGAAUUAAGCGAACCAGUUAAUAUUAAUUUAAAUCUUGCUAAAAAUUUGUUAGAAAGUUUUAAAGCACAGGAAGGACUACCUGGACCAGUUGGAAAUAUAUUUGGAAGAAUGGGAGUAGGUGCAUUACCAAGAGAUGAUGAUGAUGAUGUAGCUACUGGCAGCA